UAGUUUCUGCAUUCUUUUGCUCGUGAUUAACAACAGAUUUUUCUGACAGAGGGCUGGUUUCUGGUUGUUGUCUCACAUAUCAUCAGUGUCUCAUGUGCCACUGUUUGUCAGCUGUUCUCUCACUUGCUAGUGGUUCUGAGCACAUGAAUCUCAUGUGCUGGCAAAGAGAGUCUUGAUGAUUGUUUACUGCUCUUCUUGGUCACUUUAAUGUAUGUCCACUGCCUGAAUGAUGACCAGUCAAACUUUCCCACCAUAUCUGGAGACAAUGGCAUGUCGUUUUCUUGAAUUAAAAGAAAGAAAAGAAUGUCGGUUCCAGGAGCCAUGUUAAGCGCCAGAAGCUUGCUGUUGCUUCGUACCAUAACAACAUUAGCAGCAAAGUCUAUAUCAGGAACUUCAACGACCUCUUCUCUGUUAUUAUACUCGUACUGUGACCAAAGUUAUCACCAGACUGUUUAUACCAAUAACCGGAAAAUUGAUGCAUCAGUCAAAACUGGUUGCCUAAUAUCUGCCCAGACCUUGUUUGACCAAAUGCCUGUACGUGAUGUUGUUUCAUAUAACUUGCUUAUUUCUGGAUAUGCCCGAUAUGGGUACUCAAAACAGGCUCUUGGUUUUUACAGUGAAAUGGUUUCAAGGCGUGUAAGAGAGAGUGCAUCCACAUUUUCUUCUGUUAUAAGCAUAUGCAGCAACUGUGGUUAUUAUAGAGAAGGAACUCAAGUUCAUUGCAGGGUAAUUUCACUUGGGUUUCAGUUGAAUUUGUAUAUUGGGAGCUCCCUUAUGGAUAUUUAUAUGCAUAUGGGGUCUGAUAAGGAAGCUUUCAGGGUAUUUGAUGAAAUACCAAAGAGAAAUUUGAUUGUAUGGAAUUUGAUAUUCAGAUGGUUCUCUGAGUUGGGUCGAUCAAGUGAAUUAUUUGAAUGUUAUCAUAAGAUGGAAAUGGAUGGUAUUUGUCCAAAUGGGCUUAGUUAUUGUUAUCUGAUUCAUGGUUGCAGUAACAAAAGGUUAUUGGAUGAAGGAGAGCAGCUUCAUUGCCAGGUUAUAAAGGUUGGAUGGGCAGAAUCACAUAUUUUUGUUGCCAAUGCUUUGGUGGAUUUUUAUUCUGCUUGUGGGUGUCUAACUGGUGCUAGGAAAUCAUUUAAAGCUGUUUGUGAGGUGGAUGUGAUCUCAUGGAAUUCACUUAUUUCAGUUUACACUGAUCAUGAUUUGUUGCUCGAUGCCCUUGAAUUAUUCCAUAGGAUGCAGUUUUGGGGGAAGAGGCCAUCUAUCCGUUCAUUUGUGGGGUUCUUGAAUCUAUCUAGUAGUGGUGGUGAUAUUCUGUUUGGAAAGCAAAUCCAUUGUUAUGUAUUAAAAAUGGGUUUUGAUUAUGCAAGCGUCCAUGUCCAGUCUGCAUUAAUUGACAUGUAUGGGAAAUGUGGUGACAUUGAGAGUUCACUAUCUGUUUAUGAAGCUUCUCCGCGUAGAAUUUUGGAGACCUGUAACGCCCUAAUGACAUCUUUUUUGCAUUGUGGGGUCACUGAAGAUGUGGUUGAGAUGUUUAGUUUAAUGGUUCAUGGAGGAAUUGCAUUUGAUGAAGUCACACUUACCACAACACUAAAAGCACUCUCAUUUUCUGGUUGUGCAAUCUUGCCUAGUUGCAGACUUCUGCAUUGCUGUGCUGUAAAGUCAGGUUAUGAAUCUGAUGUUGCAGUUUCUUGCUCUUUGAUCGACACAUAUUCUAGAUGUGGUCAUGUUGAACUUUCUCGGCAAGUUUUUGAAAAACUUGCUUCACCUAAUGUCUUCUGUUUCACAUCUAUCAUCAAUGGGUAUGCUCAAAAUGGAAUGGGGAGGGAAAGUCUUGAGAUGUUUGAAGCAUUGAUUCAGAAGGGGUUGAAAGCAGAUAAAGUGACAUUUCUAUGUGUAUUAACAGGAUGCAAUUAUUCGGGGUUGGUAGAAGAGGGAGGAUUGGUGUUUAGUUCAAUGAAAUCGGUUUAUGGCAUGUGCCCAGACCGGCAACAUUAUUCAUGCAUGGUAGAUCUUUUAGGCCGGGCAGGACUGCUGGAGAAAGCUGAAGCAUUGAUGCAGCAUGCACCAGCAAAGGCUGAUUGUGUGAUGUGGAGCUCUUUGUUGCGGAGCUGUAGGAUUCACAAGAAUGAAACAGUAGGAAGAAGAGCUGCAAAAAUCUUGAUGGAGCUUGAGCCGUUGGAUUUUGCUGUUUGUAUACAAGUUUCAAACUUUUACUCUGAAAUAGGAGAAUUUGAGACCUCAUUGCAAAUUAGAGAGAUUGCAGUGGCAAGGAAGCUCAUGAGGGAGAUUGGUUAUAGCUCAAUAGUGGUGAAUGGUUGCAAUUAGAAUUUGCAUCUCCUACUGGCAAAAUUGAUGGACAGAAUUAGCCCUAGGAGCCCCAUAUAGGGAACCUAUUGUAUGACAGCAUUGAUAUGCUUUGGGAGUUUGAAAAUUUGGACGUAGCAGAAGAGGCUGAGGAAGAACUUUUUGACGUCCCAUCGUGGACAAGUAGGUCUGCUAAGAAGGGUUUUUUAAAUGUGGAU
Carica papaya (papaya) is the source of this 2519-nucleotide messenger RNA. NCBI's taxonomy places the organism in Eukaryota, Viridiplantae, Streptophyta, Magnoliopsida, Brassicales, Caricaceae. The record is from RefSeq and is a predicted model, not a curated record.